Strigops habroptila (Kakapo) is the source of this 2343-nucleotide messenger RNA. RefSeq names its product sodium voltage-gated channel beta subunit 1 (gene SCN1B). Gene Ontology annotation, cellular component: voltage-gated sodium channel complex. Gene Ontology annotation, biological process: regulation of heart rate by cardiac conduction; sodium ion transport; cardiac muscle cell action potential involved in contraction. Gene Ontology annotation, molecular function: sodium channel regulator activity. The record is from RefSeq and is a predicted model, not a curated record. Lineage: Eukaryota; Metazoa; Chordata; Aves; Psittaciformes; Psittacidae.
GCGCCGCACUGCGCCGGGGCCGAGCGGAGCCGAACCCGGUCGGGACCGAGUGGAGCCGAAGCCGGUCGGGGCCGAGCGGAGCCGAAGCCCCCCGAAGCCCCCCCAGAGCGGGGCCGGCCAUGCCUUGAACCGGCUUCUCCGUCCCGGGCCGAGCUCCGCGUCCCCCUCCCCUUGUCCCGUCCCCACCUCCCGUUCCCCCCCCCCCCCCCCUUCCCCGGCUUACUCCGAGGGACCGGCGGGGGAGCGGCCCAUGGCCCGGGCUGGGGGCUGCAGCGGGGCGGCGGGGCGCUGAGGGAAGCGACGGGCCCGGCCGGAAAGAGCCGAACUGUCCGGAAAGAGCCGAAGUGACCCCGAACCGAACGCCGAACCGGGCCGAACUGUACCGGAGAGUCCCGAACCGCGCCGGGCUGUAACGGAGCGACCCGACCACGAGCCGGAGAGAGCCGAACCGGUCCGAAAACAGCCGAACCCGGCCCGAACCGGGCCCGCCAUGUUGUUCCCGGGCCUCUCGCUGCUCUUCGGGCUCCUCAUGGCCGGCAGGGCCCGGGGGGGGUGCGUGGAGGUGGCGUCGGGCACGGAGGCGGUGCUGGGGCUCCCGUUCCGCCUCCUCUGCAUCGCCUGCAAGCGCCGCAGCGAGACCCCGGCCGAGGCCACCGGGGAGUGGUUCUUCCGUGGGGAGGGAGACGCCGCCUUCCACAAGAUCCUGGAGUACAGCCCGGAGGAGGGCCAGUGGGUGGCUCCGGGCCCCUUCUAUGGGGUGCUGGCGUGGAACGGCUCGCGGGGCACGCGGGACCUGCAGGACCUGUCGGUGCGGCUCUCGGCCGUGGGGCGGCCCCACGCGGGGCUCUACGUGUGCCGCCUGCGCCGCAACCUCACCUUCGAGGGCUACAUCUACAGCCUGGCCCGCAACCAGACCCUGCGCCUGGCCGUGGUGGACACCGCGCGUCGGGACCUGGCGUCCAUCGUGUCGGAGAUCCUGAUGUACGUCAUGAUUGUGGUGCUCACGCUCUGGUUGGCCGCCGAGAUGCUCUAUUGCUACCGCAAGGUGGCGGCCGCGGCCCCCCCCCCCGACAGCGCCUCGGAGUACCUGGCCAUCACCUCGGAGAGCAAAGAGAACUGCGCGGGGGUGCAGGUGGCCGAGUAGCACCCAUGGGUGCUGCUCCCCCUCCCCAUCCCCUAUAGCACCCCUAUAGCACCCAUAGCACCUCCCCCCUACACAGCGCCCCCCCCUGCAAUAACCCCCCCGGGGGGGGCGGCCCAGCCCCCCCCCCCAGCACCAUUGCACGGCUCCUAUGGAAGGGAUACAGCACCCAUGGAUGCCCCUAUGGAUGGACCCAGCACCUAUGGGUGCUGCUAUGGAAGGAUCCAGCACCCUAAAGAAGGUUCCAUCACCCAUGGGUGCUCCUGUGGACGGCUAUUGGCACCUAUGGGUGCUGCUAGAGAAGGAUAUUGGCACCUAUGGGUGCUCCUAAGGAAGGACCCAGCACCUUAAGGAAGGUUCCAUCACCCAUGGGUGCUCCUAUGGAAGGUUAUUGGCGCCUAUGGGUGCUCCUAUGGAAGGACUCAGCACCCAUGGAUGGUUCCAGCACCCAUGGGUGCUCCUAUGGAUGGUUAUUGGCACCCAUGGGUGCUCCUUAAAAAGGACCCAGCACUUUAAAGAUGGUUCCAGCACCCAUGGGUGCUCUUAUGGAUGGCUAUUAGCACCUAUGGGUGCUCCUAUGGACGGCUAUUGGCACCCAUGGGUGCUCCUAUGGAAGGACCCACCACCCCCCCCGCACUGGGCUGUGCAUGCAAAUGAGCCGGAUGCAAAUGAACUGAUGCUAAUUAGCUCCGCGCUGAUUGGCCCUAUGCUAAUGAGCCGCGCGCGCUGAUUGGCCGUAUGCAAAUGAGGGGGGAGGGCGUGAACGUGUCGAUCUGCAAAAGCACUUUAUGCAAAUGAAGCCCCUGCUAAUAAGCGCGUUAUGCAAAUGAGAGGGUUCGUUAUGCAAACGAGGUGUUGAAUAUGCAAAUGAGAGGGCUAAUUACGGACACGAAUGGGUUGAUUAUGCAAAUGAGGGGUUCAGAGACCUAUAGGAAUGGGCUUGAUAUGCAGAUGAUGGGUUAAAUAUGCAAAUUAACCUAAUUAGUUAUGCAAAUUAGAGGCAAACAAGAGUGGGUGGUGGUAAGUCCAUAUGCAAAUGAGGCUCUAUGCUAAUUAGGCCUCAUGCCGAUGCUAUAAUGAGCCACGAUGUAAACAAGCGGAGGCGAUAUGUAAAUGAGGCCAUUGAUAAGGCAAUAAUCGAUAUGCAAAUGAGACGGCAUGUUAAUUAGACCACAUGCAAAUAAGGCAACGCAGUAAUUAGA